UACUUAUUCCAAAAAAAUCAGAGCUCUAUCUCGCCGUUCUCCUGACUCCGCUACUCUCUCCAUCUCGCUGUCAUCUCUUGGUUUUUCGAAGUACUCUUGCUUGUCUUUGGUGUGCGUGGCGUCGACUUUGGUGGUGGCUGUUCUCUCUUCCUGUUAAAGGAAUCCCAACUAAGAAAAAUUGUCAUGGGGCAGCUAUUGGAAAAGAUCUAGAUGAGAGGCGGCGUAAAAAUGAAGAACCACUGGAAGUAAUGUUUUGCGCGCAAACGUACAAGGUUGUUGGGGGCGAGCACGCUGCUUUUGUCCGCCUCGUGGGCACCCAAAUUAAAACGAAAGUUUCCGAAUAUUUCGAUUCAUGGGAAUCAGUGCCUAAACAAUACAAGGAUCAGAUCCUUGGCAUAAUCCAGUACUAUUAUCAAAUAACGGGCCGCGAGGAUUUCUUAAAGUGUUUAGAUAGUAUCGAUCGAGAGAUAAAAGACCGAUACCGUAAUAGGAAAAUAAUAAGACACGAACACUUUGAGAAACACUACAAUGAACCGGAGGAUUGGGAUAAAGUUUUAAACAACCCAACCAAGGACGUUAAUAAGGAGGAUUGGAAGCAGAUCUGUCAGUUAUUUACAAGUCCGAAAUUUAUUGUGCGCUCCGUAAAGAGUAAGGCAAAUCAGAAGAAACAAAAGUAUUCUACAACGCAGGGUACAAAAUCACUGGCAGCCACUCGUUACGAAAAAACGAACCCGGACUUUAUUGAGUCAUGGAAGGAAUAUUACUGGAAAAAAACAACAAAUGAUUUUGUGAAUGAUGAUGUUCACCUAUCUAAGUUUGAAUUAUGUUUUUUAAUAUUAAUAGAAUUAUAUUUAAUGUUAGACUAACAUUUUCUGAAAAGGGGAAAAAUUAAAGGCUGAUUUUGAGUUACAAACUCAGCAAACAUCCAUUGGUGCUUCCAAUAAUGAUGGUUUGACAACAGUUGAUCAAGUGGAGGUACUACAAAAAAUAUUGGGCUAAAGGCAUGGACAUGAGCGAGGAGUGGGCCGCAAAUUGAUGACCCAACCCCUUCAAUUUGCGGUCCACUCCUCGCUCAUGUCUACGCUUUUGGCCCAAUACUUUUUGUAGUACCUCCAUCUGAUCAACUGUUGUCGAACCAUCAUUAUUGGAAGUACCAAUGGAUAUUUGCUGAGUUUGUAAUUCAAAAUCAGCCUUUAGUUUUUCAUGUUUUUAGAAAAUGUUAGACACUAACAUUAAAUAUAAUUCUAUUAACAUAAUUCAAAUUUACAUAAUCUUGGCGAGUAUUGUCAUUCACGAAAUCAUUUGUUGUUUUUUUCCAGUGAUAUUCCUUCCAUGACUCAAUAAAGUUCGGGUUUGCCUAAAAAAAUAUAAGUAAAAUGUUAGAGAAUAUAUAAUUUAAAAGAACAUAAUUUUGAUAAUAUUUUAACUUUCACUUACUUUUUUGUAACGGGUAGCUGCCAGUGAUUUUGUACCCUGCGUUGUAGAAUACUUUUGUUUCUUCUGAUUUGCAUUACUCUUUACUGAGCGCACAAUAAAUUUCGGACUUGUAAAUAACUGACAAAUCUGCUUCCAAUCCACCUUAUUAGCGUCCUUGGUUGGGUUGUUUAAAACCUUGUCCCAAUCCUCCGGUUCAUUGUAGUGUUUCUCAAAAUGUUCGUGUCUUAUUAUUUUCUUACUACGGUAUCGGUCUUUCAUCUCUCGAUCGAUACUAUCUAAACACUUUAAAAAAUCCUCGCGGCCCGUUAUUUGAUAAUAAUACUAAAUUGAAAAAUAAAUAUAUUAAUAAUAUAUGUACUUUAUUAAAGAUAAAUUUUUUAAAAGAUAUUUAAUUUUCUUUUUACCUGGAUUAUGCCAAGGAUCUGAUCCUUGUAUUGUUUAGGCACUGAUUCCCAUGAAUCGAAAUAUUCGGGAACUUUCGUUUUAAUUAGGGUGCCCACGAGGCGGACAAAAGCAGCGUGCUCGCCCCCAACAACCUUGUAUGUUCCCGGGCAAAACAUUACUUCCAGUGGUUUUUUAUUUUUACGUCGCCUCUCAUCUAGAUCUUUUCCAAUAGCUGCGCCACGACCCUUUUUCUUAGUUGAGAUUCUUGUAUUUUUUUUUGUAUUGA
Messenger RNA from Humulus lupulus (European hop), 2107 nucleotides. RefSeq lists its product as uncharacterized. The record is from RefSeq and is a predicted model, not a curated record. Bases 249 to 866 code for a protein of 205 amino acids. NCBI's taxonomy places the organism in Eukaryota, Viridiplantae, Streptophyta, Magnoliopsida, Rosales, Cannabaceae. The transcript is spliced from 4 exons.